CAGCAGCCGCAGCAGCCACCCCCGCCCACCAGUAGCCAUGCAGCUCCUCGUGCUCGCCGCCCUGGUGGCCGUCGCCACCGCCGGAGCGCCCCUCGCCCACGGCAAAGUCGGCAUCGUCGCGCAGGACUACUACGAGCCGCGGCCGUACCACUUCCAGUACGCCGUCGAUGACCCCGACUACGGCCCCAUGAUGGCGCAGGCCGAGGAGUCCAACGGAAACGGACUCACCGAGGGCUACUACACCGUCAACCUGCCCGACGGCCGCAUUCAGAACGUCAAGUACAUCGUGGACGGGUACAGCGGCUUCAACGCCGAGGUCAGCUACGCCGGCCUGGCGGCCCACCCGCAGGUGCCCAAGGGUAUCGCUCAGCCCGUGUACGGAGGUCACGCCCUGAGGCCCAUCGUUGGCAAGGCCCUGGUCGCCAAGCCCAUCAUCGGCAAGGGCAUUGUCGGCAGGCCCUUCCUCGGACACUAAACGGAACUCCAGACGGUGUUCUUUCUCAGGAUCAUGUCUAUACAGGGAAACGUCAUACAGUAUUGAGGUGUCAGAGCUAGGUCUCUUUGGUUUCCAUUAACGUCCGACAAGUGCUUUAAGUUGCUGUUAAUGUGUUAUCGUGUUUGUGUACUGUGUGUAUGUGUUCUGCGUGUGUAAUAAAACGAUAAAAGCGCUACGCAUCAGGCGCGCAUA
This is a messenger RNA of Amphibalanus amphitrite, 688 nucleotides long. RefSeq names its product cuticle protein 19-like. Bases 38 to 475 code for a protein of 145 amino acids. Gene Ontology annotation, cellular component: extracellular matrix. NCBI's taxonomy places the organism in Eukaryota, Metazoa, Arthropoda, Thecostraca, Balanomorpha, Balanidae. The record is from RefSeq and is a predicted model, not a curated record. The transcript has a single exon.